This is a messenger RNA of Lobosporangium transversale, 1975 nucleotides long. RefSeq lists its product as hypothetical. Gene Ontology annotation, biological process: cell redox homeostasis. Gene Ontology annotation, molecular function: protein binding. Gene Ontology annotation, cellular component: mitochondrion; cytosol. The transcript has a single exon. The record is from RefSeq and is a predicted model, not a curated record. NCBI's taxonomy places the organism in Eukaryota, Fungi, Mortierellomycota, Mortierellomycetes, Mortierellales, Mortierellaceae. The coding region runs from base 9 to 1772 and encodes 587 amino acids.
CCCACAUCAUGUCGCCUACGCCUGUUCAACAGGAGGAACAUCCUAUCUAUCUUUAUUCAAAUUUCAAUUUUACAGAUGUCAAGCGUGAGCUUCAGGUCUUGAGUCCUCCACAGUUCCAAAUUCAGGAUCAUUCACAAUCCAUGUCUGGCAACCUACUCCCUCCAGGCCUCCGCUUCCCCACGGGCGCAAUCGCAGGACAGCAUUUGCUUCUUUCGGGAACUUAUCUCACUAAUACCCAGCAAUCUUUCAGCAUUUGGUCCCUCAAUCUUUCUAGCCUUGUUUGGACUCGCAUCGAUACAGGUUCUGUUUUCAGCUCCGGCUCCUGGAAUCGAGGACUAUUGCUUGAGUCAUCAAAUGCUUAUCUUGUCUUUGGAAACAGGGACAGAAAUCUUGCAGACGACUAUCAGAAUCGUCAGACUAAUUUUGAGCAUGUUUCGAUCGUGGAUCUGGAAGCAUUUGGAAUAUAUCAGCAUCCACCAACUACUAUGACCCAAACAGCACAAGAACUUGGCCUUGGUCUGUUGAAUGACCCUUCCAUGGCUGACUUUGAGAUUCUUACUAUUGAUGGACAGCGUAUCCCUGUGAAUUCUACUAUCCUAGCUGCUCGUUGGCCAUAUUUUGGCGCACUUUUACGGGAACAGGAAGAACUAGAUGCGGCAAAUUUAACUACAGAGAGCUCGCAGAGUAAUAAUGAAUGUGACCCUGGCAUGUUCUCAAAGAGAACUCUUUCAUUGCCUGAACCAUACACAGUGGUCUUAGCAUUCCUGCAAUACCUUUAUACUGACCACCUUGUCACAGCACAACAACACCAUUCUCAGGUCCUUUCACAGCUCUUACUACUUGCAGAUAUGUAUGGUCUUGAUCGUCUCCGAGACCUGGCAACACACGCUCUUCAUCAAAUGCUGAACAUGUCAACAGCAGCAAUGGUUUAUGAAACAGCGGCUCUCUCACAACAAACAGGACUUCAGAUUCGUUCAUUGAAAGUGAUGAUUGCAGCCAAGAAGAUGCUCCAACAGCAGCAACUGAAGCUACAGCAACAACAAGCACAGAGCCAAAGCAUUUCUGCGGAGCAUGCUUGGAGAUCUGGAGAGAUUCAGGACGACCAGUUCGCAUCACCUUAUGGGGCGAACGCGCCGUAUAUGUCACAGCAACAAAACAUUCACGGUCUCUUCCAGCCAACGCCACCACCCCCGCUGUCACCCAGCUCUGGUGGACCUGUCUCUCCUGAAUAUAAUCGUCUUUCCAUCAAUGGAUCACAGAGCACAGCCUUGCCUCAUCCCAUGGUCCGGAACAGAGGCUCUCUCACGGGGACCAUGCAGCCCCAGCAUUGGAAUACAGAGCCACUGACACCCCCACCAGUCUCGCCACCACCACCUGCAGCAGUUCCUCCAAAAUCUGCACCGGCGGCUAAACAAUCAUUUUUCUCUUUCCCUGGCUCCAAGAAUAAAGCAGCACAGCAAGCUACAUCGAGUAAUCUCACCAGUUCGGUAGCCAGCAUAAGAUCUAACCUUACAGGCACGACCGCUGUCAGUAAUGCCAGUAGUAAUGGAAGCUCGAAGAAGAUUCCGACAUUCGCCAAUAUGGGUAUUUCACCAUUGACAGCACAGUCUGAUGCUGCAAGCAUCCGUAGCGCCAAAUCCUCUGGGUCAGACAACAAUCCCGAGAAGAAGAAGCAAGAUGAACAACACAAGCGUGAAGUCAUGCAGAGACUUUUAGACGGAAGCUUUGGUACAUCAAUGGGAGGCAGCGGUUUCGGGCCUGGAGGAUUUUAAAAAGUUGAUUUGGAUUGUAAAAAAAAAAAAAAAAAACCUACCUUCUUACCACUGACGUCCCUUACUACUGUGCUGCACAUAUAUACUCUUUCUUUUAUCCACAGGGUUCCGGUCAGGUUAAGGACUUUAUGGCUCGUUCUUCCAUAAGGAAUGUACGCCUUUGAUCAUACUGCGGCUUUUUGUAUUUCAACGGUUCUACUUGG